Helobdella robusta is the source of this 2259-nucleotide messenger RNA. RefSeq lists its product as hypothetical. The transcript has 13 exons. Lineage: Eukaryota; Metazoa; Annelida; Clitellata; Rhynchobdellida; Glossiphoniidae. The record is from RefSeq and is a predicted model, not a curated record. The coding region runs from base 1 to 2259 and encodes 752 amino acids.
AUGGAAAGAAUAUUUAUGUUGACUUAUCUUCUGGUGGGUAUGACGGUCAGUUUGUCGGAGCAGGUUGUUGGUGCCAACUCAUGUUUAAAUGCGGAAAAGCUGGCCUACGCAUGGGAUUUCACUUACGAAGUCUGGUUAGCUAAUCAUCCAGUCUUUCAGAGUGGAACUUGGGGCGAUGAAAGACCAGAAAAAGCUAUCGACAACGAUGUUUUCACUUACUCAGUUGCUUGCGUUGCGUGCAACGAAGCGACCGUUGUAGAACCUGGCUGGUGGAUGGUUGACCUGCUUGCUGAGACACCAGUUGCUGGAGUCGUCCUCGUCGCUAGUCACGAUGACUCUAACGCCCGUUAUCUCAACGACUUCGACAUUCUCCUCACCUCAACCGACAGCCCAAAUUUCAGCGAAGAAAGAUUAUGUGCAAGUUAUGAAAGUAAUUCAAACACAUUGGCUGGAUCAACACUGGCACUCCCUUGUACCAACCAGACGACACUGGGAAGGUACUUGGUGGUGAGGAGGAAACCAACUGCCUCCUUCAGACCUGAUGCUAUCGCCAUCGCAGAGAUCAGAGUUUUCGCCAAAUCUUCUCGCACUGAAACUUUCGAGGUAGAUUUAGCGGGCCACCCUGUGGUACAGAGUAAAACAUGGAGACGUGAGAAACCUGAAAAAGCCAUUGAUAACGACAUUCAAACAUUCUCCGUCGCUUGCACUACUUGCGAUGAAACACUCUCAUCUGAACCAGGGUGGUGGCUGGUCGACCUGCUCGAGGAAACUCCUGUGGCCGGUGUCGUCCUUGUGGCCAGUUCUAAUGACUACGAUGCCCGUUACCUCAACGACUUCGACAUUUUCCUCACUUCAACCAUCAGUUCAGAUCCCAGCAAAGGAAGAUUAUGUGCAAGUUAUGAAAGUAAUUCAAAUACGACGGCUGGAUCAACACUGACCCUCCCUUGCACCAACCAGACGACAUUAGGAAGGUACUUGGUGGUGAGGAGGAAACCAACUGCCUCCUUCAGACCUGAUGCUAUCGCCAUCGCAGAGAUCAGAGUUUUUGCCAAAGCUUUUAUUGCAGAAAUUUCAGUUCAAGCAAACAAUGAUGUUUUUCGUUGUUGGAAGGUAACUCGCUUGAUGAAUUACCCUGGCCUUACACAAGCGCCUUACUAUGACUUACAAACUUGUCUUUCACGCUGCAUCUUUUUGAACGUAUGCAAAAUCGUAGAUUACAACCCAGAUGUCAGUCCACCGUGCUUUUUACAGCAGUUUGAAGGCUCCUUUGUGAGGGACCCUUUCGAGGUAGAUUUAGCGGGCCACCCUGUGGUACAGAGUAAAACAUGGAGACGUGAGAAACCUGAAAAAGCCAUUGAUAACGACAUUCAAACAUUCUCCGUCGCUUGCACUACUUGCGAUGAAACACUCUCAUCUGAACCAGGGUGGUGGCUGGUCGACCUGCUCGAGGAAACUCCUGUGGCCGGUGUCGUCCUUGUGGCCAGUUCUAAUGACUACGAUGCCCGUUACCUCAACGACUUCGACAUUUUCCUCACUUCAACCAUCAGUUCAGAUCCCAGCAAAGGAAGAUUAUGUGCAAGUUAUGAAAGUAAUUCAAACACGACGGCUGGAUCAACACUGACCCUCCCUUGCACCAACCAGACGACACUGGGAAGGUACUUGGUGGUGAGGAGGAAACCAACUGCCUCCUUCAGACCUGAUGCUAUCGCCAUCGCAGAGAUCAGAGUUUUCGCCAAAGCUUUUGUUGCUCCAGAUAAUGAACCUGUUCAGAUUUUUGAUGCUACAAAGCUGAUGAAAGGUUCAAAAAACCAAACUGUAACUUCGAGGGCGAUCCAGAGUGGAACCUGGAACCAUUUAGAGGCCUACCUGGCAGUUGAUGGCAAAACCUCAACCUGGUCCACCGCCGUCACUUCACUCGACCCAACCUGGGAAGGACAACUUGCUUGGUGGCAGCUGGAUCUUGGUGCAGUUUACAAUGUCACCGGAGUCUUCAUAACCAGCAGUUCGGAUUACACCAAUGCCCAGUAUUUGAAGGACAUCAUCAUUGACGUGCUGAUGAAGAGCAGACUGGACAGCGCAUGGAACGUGGAGGCCAAACAGUGCUUCAGCUUCAAAGGUGAUGUGGUGCCUGGUGCCACUGUUUUCUAUAAAUGUGACACUUCAAUUCCUGGUAGAUUCGUCCUCAUUAAACGUGCAGAUGUAGAAGCUUACAGGCCUGAUGCUCUCUCCUUAGCUGAAGUGCAGAUUCAUACAAUUUAA